AUGGCCUACAUCAGUGUCCUGAUCACAGGAGAGAGUGCCAGUCGGGCUACAGCUAUCUUCGAGAACACCGAAUAUGAGAUCUCGAACCAGUGUUCUAAUACAUUUCCUAUUACUUUUGAUUUUAGUAGACUAAGUUGGACACUUUGCUUACCGCACCAAUCUAGUGAGCACUGUUGGAGCUCCGCCCCUGAUAAGGUGUGCAGGCCAGUAUGUGUGGAGGUGCCCUCAGAAACCGAGGCUGUUGUUGGGAACCCCAUGAAACUGACCUGCAUUUUCUGUCUGAAGAGGGAGGAGGUUAGCCCAAUUACAAUAGUGAACUGGUUCUACACCCCACCUGGAGGAAAACGCGUCAAUAUCCUCUAUUAUAACGAAUUAUCCCAAAAAGAGAAUGACCGUCCCAGGGAACUGGAAAGUCCGUUGAAAGGACGCCUGGCGUGGAACGGAAGUAGAGACAUGCAGGAACUUUCCAUCAGAAUCCUUAAUGUCACCGUGAAUGACACAGGCACCUACACGUGUAAGGUUUUCCGACAGUUCACGUUUGACUUUUACUCGCCCUCGGUCAACAAGACUCUGGACAUCCACCUGGCGGUCAAAGAGGAAGCCAGUGAAGACACCACUGCCAUUUACUCAGAGAUCAUGAUGUAUGUCCUGCUGGUCUUCCUCACCUUCUGGCUGCUGGUUGAGAUGGUCUACUGCUACAGAAAAAUAUCCAAAUCAGACGAGCAGGCCCAGGACACCGCGACAAACUACCUAGCCAUUCCCUCAGAAAACAAAGAGAACCUGGGUGUUCCAGUUAUGGAAUAAGAAUGAUUGUCACACACCAAUACGGUAUUUUGAAUGUGCAUCUCAGUCUGAUCUUGAUCAGAAAAUCACUCCUUUUCAACUCAUUGUGUGUAACUAACAAAUUCUUUACACGUCUUUACCCGUAUCUGCCAUUUUCUCCCAUGAGGAAUUAUUCACUCACACCGUGGAAAUAACAUACCCCUCGUCAAACAUCUCUGUACCUGCUCUUCAUUUACCAUCUCUUCUUUCUCACUCAUAGUAUUACUACAUAGAAGUAACCUAACAGUUUAACAGAAGAGAAAAAAAACACAGUUAUAUAAGACAUCCACUCUCCACAUUUGAUUCCCUAGUACUUGAUGUGUCUUUUUUCAAAGGGAGAAGUCUGAUCAGUGGAACAGUGGAAGAAAUCUGUUGAGGCGCUGAACAUUCUUUUUGAACAUACCCCCGCUGAGUUUCCAGAACAGUGGAUGAAAACAUUUGUUUGUAUUGCUAGGGGCUGCGUGAGGCAAUGCUAUGUUUUUAGUUUAGUACUUACAGGUUUAUGUGGCAGUUAUUUAUUGCCUUACAUUUUUGAAUUUGUUUCAUAUAUACAUAUGUACAUGCUGUAUAUAUUUAUACAUAUUUUUAAAGUACUUUUACCUAGUCUGUACGAAUAGAGAUUUGUAAAGUGUUGAAUACAUCAAGCAACUUAAUCAGUCCUUCUCUG
Molecule: messenger RNA, 1489 nt
Organism: Esox lucius (northern pike)
Lineage: Eukaryota; Metazoa; Chordata; Actinopteri; Esociformes; Esocidae
Gene: scn3b
Product: sodium channel, voltage-gated, type III, beta
Exons: 7
Coding region: 1-804 (267 amino acids)
Biological process (GO): ventricular cardiac muscle cell action potential; regulation of heart rate by cardiac conduction; sodium ion transport
Cellular component (GO): voltage-gated sodium channel complex
Molecular function (GO): sodium channel regulator activity
Source: RefSeq, a predicted model, not a curated record